AAAAAACACACCUCAAUUUAACUCCCUGAAUAUGUUUGCAUCUUCUACCUCCGACUCCUACGUCGAUUUAAUUUAUAUCAAAGCGAUCUUGAUGAGUUCGUCAAGUUCAAUCAAGAUGUUGAUGCAUAACGUGAAGAGAGAAGGGAGGUAGAGAAUAGCAUAAUAUCUACUUUACCUCAAUUGCUAACACAAACAAUUGAGCGUCCAAUCCAAAGGUGUGACGCUACCUGCAUAAGGACCGUGAUGAUGCUCAUAAACGUCUAAUGUGUGAUUACUUCAUCGAUACUCCAACAUAUGGACAACGUGAGUUUCGUCGUCGAUUUCAUAUGCGUAAAUGUGUCUUUGAGCGAAUCACGAAUGCCCUGAGUGCACAUAAUUCAUUCUUUCACCAAAAGCAAGAUGUUGUUGGUCGAAUGGGAUUAUCUGUGCAACAAAAAUGCACUUGUGCCAUACGGAUAUUGGCGUUUGGAGUUACGGCGGAUAUUUUAGAUGAGUAUCUCAAAGUUGCAGAUACAACUAUAAGAGAAUGUAUCCUUCAGUUCGUUGAAGGGGUCACAACCAUAUUUGGGCCUGAGUACCUUCGUAAACCAAACACCCAAGACGUCACACUGCUUCUUGCGGAGGGUGAAAGUCAUGGAUUCUCAGGCAUGAUGGGUAGCAUUUAUUGCAUGCACCGGGAGUGGAAGAAUUGUCCCCGAGCAUGGAGAGUUAUGUUUCCGGGUAGGAAUAAAAAAUUGCCCUUACCUUGGAAGUUGUUGCCUCUCGUGACCUUUGGAUUUGGCAUGCAUUCUUCGGGACACCGGGUUCUUGCAAUGAUAUUAAUGUGCUUGAUAAAUCCCCCGAUUUUGAUGAUGUUUGUUGGGGAAUAUUAUCCCAGCCUACUACUGUUCAGAGGCCCAAGACAUCACCCCGAUAUGAAGCCAAGUCAGCGAGGCCCAUUUAGGCCCACCCGGCUCGUUGAAAGCCAUUUAGGGCCCAUCUCGGCCCGUUAUGGCCUGUCUGGCCCAUUAGGCUAGAACGCCCCCACCCCCUUCUAUAAAUAGGAAGUUAGGCUUCCAUUUAAAGGGGCUUGGUUUUUUAGCUCUUCCCCGAUGGGAGCUCUUCUCCCUGCUGCUUCUUCCUCAUUAGAUGAGUUCCAUUAAUGGGGCUUCAACACUUGUAUAUGUACUUUGGUGAGGAGAGUUAAUGAAAAAG
Messenger RNA from Cuscuta europaea, 1194 nucleotides. Lineage: Eukaryota; Viridiplantae; Streptophyta; Magnoliopsida; Solanales; Convolvulaceae. The record is from the annotation of a GenBank genome assembly.